This is a messenger RNA of Medicago truncatula (barrel medic), 1351 nucleotides long. RefSeq names its product GDSL esterase/lipase EXL3. The record is from RefSeq and is a predicted model, not a curated record. The transcript is spliced from 5 exons. Gene Ontology annotation, biological process: lipid metabolic process. Gene Ontology annotation, molecular function: lipase activity. Gene Ontology annotation, cellular component: extracellular region. Bases 12 to 1106 code for a protein of 364 amino acids. NCBI's taxonomy places the organism in Eukaryota, Viridiplantae, Streptophyta, Magnoliopsida, Fabales, Fabaceae.
AUUCAAAUCACAUGAUGAAGCUUUUCACUCUUAUUAAAUAUUUUUAUGUCUGUCCUUUUCUGGUUUUGUUUUAUCCAUUUGAUGUGACAGCUACAUUUGAUGAACCUCCUUAUAAAAACCAUUCAUUUCCUGCUGUUAUAGCAUUUGGUGAUUCGAUCUUGGAUACUGGCAACAACAACUAUCUUUCAACAAUAGUGAAGGCAGAUUUCAAACCGUACGGGAGGGAUUUUAUUGGAGGAAAAGCAACAGGAAGGUUUUGCAAUGGAAAAGUCCCUUCAGAUGUUUUUCUUGAAUACCUUGGUAUAAAGGAGGCCAUGCCACCUUAUCUUGAUCCAAAUUUGAGUACUGAAGACCUCUUAACUGGAGUGUGUUUUGCAUCUGCUGGUUCAGGAUAUGAUCCUCUUACAAUUGAACUAGGAUCGGUGUUAUCAGCAGAGGAUCAACUAGAAAUGUUCAAAGAGUAUAUAGGAAAACUGAAGGAAGCUGUGGGGGAAAAUAGGACAGCUGAGAUUAUAGCAAAUAGCAUGCUUAUCAUAAGCAUGGGAACCAAUGAUAUUGCAGGAACAUAUUAUCUGUUGGCACCAUUCAGACAGCUUGAAUAUGAUAUAGAAAAUUAUACAAGCAUGCUGGUCAGUGCAAAUUCAAAAUUUGUUGAGGAUCUUUAUCUAUUGGGAGCAAGAAGGAUUGGAAUAUUCAGUUUAUCACCAAUAGGAUGUGUGCCACUGCAAAGAACCAUAAAAGGAGGCCUAUCAAGGGAAUGUGUAGAGAUUUUAAAUGAGGGAGCAUUGAUCUAUAACGCCAAGCUUUCCACUUCAAUUUUAGAUUUAGCAAGAAAACUUCCAGAUUCAAGGCUUGUCUACCUUGAGAACUUUAGUCAAUUGCAUGACAUUAUCAUAAACCACAAUGACUAUGGAUUUGAAAAUGGGGAUGGUUCAUGCUGUGGCAUUGCAAAUAUAGAACUUGGUCCUCUCUGUAGUUCUUUCACCUUGAAAGUGUGUAAUGAUACCUCUCAAUAUGUGUUCUGGGACAGUUACCAUCCCACAGAGAAAGCUUACAAAAUACUUGUCAAAGAAAUCUUAGAUAAGAAGCUCGAUGAGUUUGUUUGAAAAUAUAAUUUUCCUUUCAAGAGUAGGACUUAUACCCUCCAGUGAAUCUAACGCUGAGAUUGGAAAACCAUUAAAUAUAUUUUACCAGUUUAUGAAUUAUACUGUACAAUGAAAUUAAAUAAAGGUUCAACAAAUAUAGUAACAGACCUGGAUAUGUCAUGCUUAUAAUAUUGCACUAAGGAUUUUGUCAAAAUCAAGAUGGAAUAAUUGAAAGGAUCUUAUGACAAGCAUGAAUAUUUUAACUA